Messenger RNA from Peniophora sp. CBMAI 1063, 1968 nucleotides. NCBI's taxonomy places the organism in Eukaryota, Fungi, Basidiomycota, Agaricomycetes, Russulales, Peniophoraceae. The record is from the annotation of a GenBank genome assembly.
AUGCCCGUCGCAUACUCUGCGCGCAGAGUCCCUCCGCCAAGUGUACAAUAUUAUGCCGCUCCCUCGUCCAGCUCCUCGGUACAACAGACUCUGCCGUAUAGGCGCGUGAGUUCCGGAAGGGGACAACAUCGGAGAGCGCAGUCUUCGCAGGGAACUGUACAAUUACCGCCUCAGAACCAUGUCGCGCAUGGAGUGGCUACUGGAUCUAUUGGAGCUGGCUUUGGGCCUUAUGCUCACGAUCCAUAUUCGCAACAUGGUCCACAAGCAAUGUACUACAGCCCACGACAAUCCUACGCCCGAUCAUACGCACCCUCACGAUACAGCUAUGCCCCGACAGCCCAACAACCGCCCGAACCCGAAGAGCCGAUGGUGGAAGAAAAGCCGGCACCACACCCGACGACGGCCACCGUCCCCGCGUACAUGUGGGACGCCAAAGACCCGGAACUCGACGACGCGAUGCACAACCCCGAUCCGCGGAUCGACGCCGCGCUCGACAGACGGUUACGGCUGUUUUCCAGCCGAGGAUGGAUGAACGCCAGCGCUAUGAUCAUUAUCCUUUUGGGAUUGCUCAUGCUAUUUGCGGGGUACCCGAUUAUUGCCUUUGGCCCGCUCGCGAGCAUCAACGCGGAGAAGGCCGCCGCGGCAGCGAGCAAUGCGACGGGGAAUAUUCCGAUUCCGAGUUUGGUGGACAAGGAUACGCCUAGUAGUGCGCUUACGAGGACGGGGUCGGAUGGGAAGAAGUACAAACUCGUGUUUUCGGACGAGUUCGAGACGCCCGGCAGGUCGUUCUACCCUGGCGAUGAUCCGUACUGGCAGGCUGUCGACUUCCAUUACUGGCCUACCGGUGAUCUUGAGUGGUAUGACCCGAAAGCGGCGACCACAGCAGACGGCAAGCUGGUCAUUACUAUGACGCAGGAGAACAUACAUGGGCUGAACUACUCGAGUGCGAUGCUACAGAGUUGGAAUCAGUUCUGUUUUACCACGGGCUACUUCGAGGUUUCCAUCAGUAUGCCGGGAUCUGCCAGAGAAGUCGGUUUUUGGCCAGGAGCGUGGAGUAUGGGCAACCUGGGUCGCGCAGGAUAUGGUGCAACGACGGAAGGAACUUGGCCUUACAGUUAUGACGCAUGCGAUCUCGGGACAUUCCCUAAUCAGACAUACCACAAUGGUACACCAACGGCUGACGCAACAGGCGGCAUCGGGGGUAGCGAGCUCUCCUUCCUUCCCGGACAACGUCUCUCGUCAUGUACAUGCGAAGGCUCCGAUCACCCCGGUCCCGACGUCACUGUAGGCCGCAACGCCCCCGAGAUUGAUAUCGUCGAAGCGCGUAUCGACACGACAGUCUACGUCGGCCAAGCCUCCCAGUCCCUACAAACCGCACCAUUCAACUACCAAUACCAAUUCCCGAACGCCUCCGCCAUACAGAGCAUAACCAACACCAGCCGGACCGUCCUGAACACGUAUAAGGGAGGGAACAGUCAACAGGCGUUGAGCGCGCAGAGUUACUUCAAUACCGGGAGUUAUGGUGGGAAUGCGUAUAGCACUUACGCGUAUGAGUGGUGGUCGGAUCCCGAUAGUAGGAAUGAUGGGUAUGUGCAGUGGUAUGUGGAAGGAGAUAAGACCUGGAAGGUCGAUGCGAGCUCGCUGGCGGGGGACGAUAUCACCCUCAUCUCGAACAGGCUGAUCCCGGAGGAGCCGAUGAGCAUGAUUCUGAACUUUGGCAUGGCUCCGUCGUUCCAGGAGCAGGACUUCACGACGUUACAGUUCCCAAGCCAGAUGUUCAUCGAGUACGUGCGCGUGUAUCAGCGCGAGGACGUCGCGGGUGGAGACUCGAUCAGCUGUAGCCCACCGUCACAUCCCACGGCGGACUAUAUCGCCAGUCAUCCGGAGGCAUACCAGAACCCUAACUUCACGACAUGGGCCCAAGCAGGUUAUACCUUCCCGCGCAACCGCUUGUUCGACGGAUGCUAG